Dromiciops gliroides (monito del monte) is the source of this 1397-nucleotide messenger RNA. RefSeq names its product paired box 5 (gene PAX5). The record is from RefSeq and is a predicted model, not a curated record. Gene Ontology annotation, molecular function: RNA polymerase II cis-regulatory region sequence-specific DNA binding; DNA-binding transcription factor activity, RNA polymerase II-specific. The transcript has 11 exons. Gene Ontology annotation, biological process: regulation of transcription by RNA polymerase II; anatomical structure development. NCBI's taxonomy places the organism in Eukaryota, Metazoa, Chordata, Mammalia, Microbiotheria, Microbiotheriidae. The coding region runs from base 105 to 1397 and encodes 430 amino acids.
UUGAAUUAUUCCGACCUGCAAGCAGCCCCUUACAAAAAAAAAAAACCUAAAAAAAGUGGAAACUUUUUUUCCCUGUCCAUUCCACCAAGUCCUGAAAAAUCGGAAUGGAAUUAGAGAAAAACUACCCGACUUCCAGGACCAGUAGAACAGGACAUGGAGGAGUGAAUCAAUUAGGGGGGGUUUUUGUAAAUGGCCGUCCCCUCCCUGAUGUAGUCCGCCAAAGGAUUGUGGAACUUGCCCAUCAAGGUGUGAGACCCUGUGACAUCUCCAGGCAGCUUCGAGUCAGCCAUGGUUGUGUCAGCAAAAUUCUCGGCAGGUAUUAUGAGACUGGAAGUAUCAAGCCUGGGGUGAUCGGAGGGUCAAAACCAAAGGUCGCCACUCCCAAAGUUGUAGAAAAGAUUGCAGAAUAUAAACGCCAAAACCCUACCAUGUUUGCCUGGGAAAUCAGAGAUAGACUCUUAGCAGAGCGAGUGUGUGACAAUGACACUGUGCCCAGUGUCAGCUCCAUUAACAGGAUCAUCCGGACAAAGGUACAACAGCCACCCAACCAGCAGGUCCCAGCUUCCAGUCACAGCAUAGUCUCCACAGGUUCUGUGACCCAAGUGUCUUCAGCAAGUACCGAUUCUGCUGGCUCCUCCUACUCUAUUAGCGGAAUUCUGGGAAUUACAUCUCCUAGCGCUGAAACCAACAAACGAAAAAGAGAGGAAGGUAUUCAGGAGUCUCCAGUACCAAAUGGCCAUUCCCUCCCAGGCAGAGAUUUCCUUCGGAAACAGAUGCGGGGAGACCUUUUCACUCAGCAGCAGUUAGAAGUAUUGGAUCGAGUCUUUGAGAGACAACAUUAUUCUGACAUAUUUACAACCACUGAGCCCAUCAAACCAGAGCAGUGGUGCUCCAUGCUGAUGAGACAAUACUUGGUGCAACCCCAGGCAUUCAUUUUUCAGACCACAGAAUACUCGGCCAUGGCAUCACUAGCUGGUGGAUUAGAUGACAUGAAGGCCAAUUUAACAAGCCCUACAUCCGCGGAUAUAGGGGCCAAUGUCCCAGGGCCACAGUCAUACCCCAUUGUGACAGGUCGUGAUUUGGCAAGCACAACCCUCCCAGGAUACCCUCCACACGUCCCCCCUGCUGGACAGGGCAGCUACUCUGCUCCAACUCUGACAGGGAUGGUGCCUGGGAGCGAAUUUUCUGGAAGUCCUUAUAGCCACCCACAGUAUUCAACAUACAAUGAUUCCUGGAGAUUUCCCAACCCUGGGCUGCUAGGUAGUAGAACUAUCAUUAUCCUCAUUUUACAGAUGAGAAGAUUAAAGCUCAGAAAGGUUGUGAAUUGUCCAGAAUCUCAUAGCUAUGAAAAGCCAGAAGUAGGAUUCAAAUACAGAUCUCCAGGUUCCAAAGCUUAG